Molecule: messenger RNA, 2301 nt
Organism: Caenorhabditis elegans
Lineage: Eukaryota; Metazoa; Nematoda; Chromadorea; Rhabditida; Rhabditidae
Gene: Y38H6C.20
Product: Protein kinase domain-containing protein
Exons: 14
Coding region: 33-2243 (736 amino acids)
Cellular component (GO): membrane
Molecular function (GO): ATP binding; protein kinase activity; nucleotide binding
Source: RefSeq, marked reviewed
UUUCAGACAUCUUCCAAAUGUGAAGAAAAAUCAUGAUUUUUAAUCCACAGUUUUCGAAACUUUUGGUGAUUUGUUUGCUGAUUCUCAUCACCCUCUUUGACCUGUCAGAAGCCUGUUCCUGCUCCUCAAAAUGCGUAAAAUCUUCAUCGAUGGCGUUGAAAGGACGGAUUCGUCAGGAGACUGAGGAGGAAGGAGGUCCUGAAGCGAAAUUGGCAGUUAUGGCGGUAGUUUACAUGGAUGGAUUGCCCUAUGAGGAAGGAAGAUGGGAUGUCUUAAAGAACGAAUCCUCACUAACAAUCGACUGGCUUCCAAUGUCCCAUGACGUCAUCGAAUCUUCCAGAAGACCCCCAAAACUUAAAAGUGUACAUUUCGUGGAUGUUGGACAAGAGACAACUGCGAUUGUCAUGGAAUUACUUUUUGAUUUGUUAAAUAUGAAGUUGAGGUCGACAUAUGAGUUAAGGGUGGGCUCAAUUUACGACACAAAAUGCGAUCGAAUGCUGGAUUUGACCACCCAUGCAGCGCUAAACGUUACAUUUGCCUGUGAGCGAAUUAUUGGAGCCGACUGCCGGGAUGCUAUAAAAAUCGAUCAUCACCCGGUAUGUAACCUGAUGAGAAACUACCAUACCCGUGUGGUUGAGCUGAAAAUCCCCGAGGAUCCUCAGGUAGAUGUGCUGAUUUCUAUUGAGAAAAAUGCGCAUCGCCUUCGGAAAAUGAGAUACUUUGUUAUCUUUUAUGGAAAGUGCGAAGAAAACUCGAAAACCGAUCAAGGCGAGUGCGUUUUGGAUAUGGAAAAGGCUGAAAUUUCUAGAUUCUGCGUGCCAAACCGGGCGAACUGUACAAAAUAUAAUCGAAAAUUCUCCCUGACAAUAGAGAACUACGACGCAUCGGUGAGAUAUGGGGUGCAGAUUUGUGGGAUUUUGGAUCAUCGAUUUGAGGCUCCGCCGAUUGUUGCGGGUACCAGUAAAAUUGCGGCGGAUGCUUUGACUGUAUCCACAAAAUCCACAGCUUCCCUAUCAGUAAUUGCCCCUGCGGAUUCUCUACUGCGAACUUUAAUUGGAUAUGCAUUCGUACUAGCAUUCCUACUAAUAAUUCUGAUAAUUUUCAUCAGCUAUAAAUGUGCAACAGGGCGCUGGUGUAAGGGAAAUACUCAGGAGAGUGACCAAUUUCUUAUGGACGAGAAUAGUUUGACCAUUUUCGAGGAUAUAAUUAUUGGAAAAGGACGGUUCGGAACUGUGCAUCUUGGUCAAUUAUCGUCAGACUGGCAUGGUCCUGUGGUUCUUGACGAUCAGCAAAGGGUUGCUGUCAAGACAAACCGCUACUUGGACAAAUCGAGAAAAAGUGAUUUUUUCGAUGAAAUUGAAGGUGCUAAAGAAGUCGGGAGACACUCUAGAGUCCUAUCCCUGAUAGGAACAGUUGUCAAAAAUGGGAAUGUGCUACAUGUUAUGGAGUACUGUAGUAAUGGGAAUUUGUUGGAUUACCUGAUUGGGAAACGGAGGUAUAUGGUGGAGCUCCAAGGCAAAGGGGUAAACCUGAAUGAAUCUCUGCCGAGCCUCAAUGAUAUCGAUUUUGACGAAGUGAUUUCAAUUCACGAUCUCUACCGUAUCGCGUCUCAGAUAUGUACAGCCAUGAUGUUUUUGGGCUCAAAAAGUAUUGUUCAUAAUGCACUUUGUGCCAGACACGUCAUGAUUUCUUCGGAUCAUAAUGUGAAAUUGGCGGAUUUCGGAAGCAUUUCCACACCUACCACGCCUAAUUGCACACCCGUGGAAAAUCAAUACAAAUGGUGUGCGCUGGAGUUGCUACGUGGCGAGACUGCCACAUGCCUCUCAGACGUCUGGUCCUUUGGUGUGGUUUUGUGGGAGAUAUUUACGAUGGGUGGAUGUCCGUAUUAUAAUGUGCCCGAUGUUGGAAUACGUGGAUUAGUGGAGAAAGGGUUUAGGUUGCAAAAACCCGAUGGAUGUAAUAUUCAAAUCUACCAAUUGAUGCGGGAAACAUGGCUGGACAGCCCCACAGACCGCCCGACUUUCAGCCAAAUUUCUCAAAGAAUCUCACAAUCUGCAACCCAGUUCUCACCGGACGCCUCACGGAACUUUUUAACGAUCUCCACACUUUGUGACUACUACCUCGAUGACGUCACUUCACGCUCAACUCCUGCUACGUCAUCACUGCCACGUCGCCAACAAACCCACUACGACGCGGCAGCACUGAUUUCGGAAUCCGAACGGCUUUUGGGAUACCGACUCUAAUAUUUUUCUGAAAAAUAAAUGUAAAUGAAAUGCAAUAAAUUAAAUUAUUCAUUUAAAU